Messenger RNA from Mesitornis unicolor (brown roatelo), 3679 nucleotides. Its product is annotated as dynein heavy chain 12, axonemal-like. The transcript has 22 exons. The record is from RefSeq and is a predicted model, not a curated record. Gene Ontology annotation, molecular function: dynein light intermediate chain binding; minus-end-directed microtubule motor activity; ATP binding. The annotation marks the transcript as partial. Lineage: Eukaryota; Metazoa; Chordata; Aves; Mesitornithiformes; Mesitornithidae. Gene Ontology annotation, biological process: microtubule-based movement. Gene Ontology annotation, cellular component: dynein complex.
GAUAUGCAGGGAAUUUGAAGAAAUUAAGAAACGUGCAUUAAAAGUUCCUGAGACAACAGAGGAAGUGGUAGAAACAAUAGCUUACAUAAAGGAGGUCAAAACCAAAGAUAUUCAAGACCUGAUGUUAAGGAUCAAGGAGUGCUGUCAGCAAAUGAAUUACUUCUUAGGUGGUUUUUUAUUUACUUCUGAAGACAUUGCACUGAAUGCAAUGGUUCUACUGUGGCCAAAGAAGAUUAACGCUGUUUUUGUUGAGCAUGAUGAUCUGAUCAGUCAGUCUAAACUUAAAGGAGAGCAAGAACUAAUACAUAAAUGUGAGAAACUGAUGGUGGAGUUAGACAAGCUGAUGUGUGCAGUGGCAGAGUUGGAAGAAUACUCAGAACUGGAUUGCAUGCAACAGUAUGUUGCUGACCUGACGGUGUUACAGAAACGCAUACAGGAGGCUGAUGAAACAAUAGCUGAUAUUAAUAAAGAAGAGACUCUGCUUCAAAGGGAACAGAGUGACUUCCCAUUCCUCAACAGCUUAAAAGUUGGUAUUGAACCAUAUCAGAAACUCUUUCAUCUUAUACUGAAAUGGCAACAAACAGAAAAAAGAUGGAUGGAUGGUGCCUUUACAGAACUAAAUGGGGAAAGCAUGGAGGCUGAGGUUGAUGAGUUUUUUAGAGAGAUUAACGAAAUGUUAAGACUGUUCCAACAAAAGAAGAAGAAAAUGGAACAGAAACAGAAAGUGACUUCACAAUGCAGAAUUGUAGAAGAGGAGACAGAAGAAAAAACAAAGGAGAAUAUACCCACUGUGACUAUCUUAUGUAACCCUGGCAUGAAAACUCGUCAUUGGCAGCAGAUGUCAAAUAUAGUAGGAUAUGAUAUAACACCAGACUCUGGAACUACUCUGAGAAAAGUUUUAAAGCAGAAUCUAGCCCCUUAUUUGGAACAGUUUGAAGGUAUAAGUGUAGGUGCAAGCAAGGAAUUUUCCUUAGAGAAAGCAAUGCAUGCCAUGAUGGAAACCUGGGAUGCGAUUUACUUCAGUACCAAUGUGUAUUGUGAUACUGGUGUUCAUAUUCUGUCUUCAGUGGAUGACAUUCAAGCUAUUCUUGAUGAUCAGAUUAUGAAAACUCAGACAAUGAGAGGAUCACCUUUCAUUAAACCAUUUGACAAAGAGAUCAGGGCAUGGGAAAAUCGCUUAAUUCAAAUUCAAGAGAUUAUUGAUGAGUGGCUGAAAGUGCAAGCGCAGUGGCUUUAUUUGGAAUCCAUUUUUUCUUCUGAGGAUAUUAUGCAACAGAUGCCAGAAGAGGGACGUCUCUUUCAGACUGUGGAUAGAAACUGGAGGGAUAUUAUGAAGUACUGUGCCAAAGACCCAAAAGUUCUUUUUGCUACUUCCUUCGUAGGAUUAUUGGAGAAGCUUCAGAACUGUAAUGAGCUUCUUGACAAAAUCAUGAAAGGGCUUAAUGCUUAUCUUGAGAAAAAACGUCUCUUCUUUCCCCGCUUCUUUUUCUUGUCUAAUGAUGAAAUGUUGGAGAUCCUCUCAGAGACUAAGGAUCCACUCAGAGUUCAGCCUCACUUGAAGAAGUGUUUUGAAGGCAUUGCUAAGCUACAUUUCCUUCCCAAUCUGGAUAUUCAAGCAAUGUACAGUUCUGAAGGCGAGCAUGUAGAACUGAUUUCAACCAUUUCUACUUCUGAAGCUCAAGGUGCAGUGGAGAAGUGGUUAAUUCAAGUAGAAGAUAUUAUGCUGAAGAGUAUACGUGAUGUUAUUGCUAGAUCAAGAAUGGCGUAUCUAGAAACUGAGAGAAAAAGAUGGGUUCUAGAGUGGCCUGGACAAGUAAUAUUGUGUGUGUCUCAAAUGUUCUGGACAAGUGAGGUACAUGAAGUCCUUUGCAGUGGACCAGAGGGUUUAAAGGAUUAUUAUAAUACACUUCAGCUUCAACUUAAUGAUAUUGUAGAGCUGGUAAGAGGAAAACUGUCAAAGCAAACAAGAACUACACUGGGUGCCUUGGUAACUAUUGAUGUUCAUGCUAGAGAUGUCCUCAUGGAAAUGAUUGAAAGUGGUGUGCAGAGUGAAACAAACUUUCAGUGGCUUGCACAACUACGGUACUAUUGGGAAUUAGAGAACGUUCGUGUCUGCAUCAUUAACUGCAAUGUAAAAUAUGCCUAUGAAUACCUUGGAAACUCACCCCGCCUUGUCAUUACUCCUCUUACAGACAGGUGUUACCGCACCUUGAUUGGAGCCUUUUAUUUAAAUCUUGGUGGUGCCCCAGACGGUCCAGCAGGGACUGGUAAAACAGAGACCACAAAAGAUUUGGCUAAAGCUCUUGCUGUUCAAUGUGUUGUCUUCAACUGCUCUGAUGGCCUCGAUUACCUGGCAAUGGGAAAGUUUUUCAAGGGUUUGGCUUCAUCAGGUGCAUGGGCAUGUUUCGACGAAUUCAAUUGCAUUGAACUGGAAGUACUGUCUGUUGUGGCACAGCAGAUCCUUUGCAUCCAGAGAGCCAUACAGAUAAAGCUAGAAACAUUUGUUUUUGAAGGAACUGAACUGAAGCUUAACCCCAACUGUUUUGUAGCUAUUACUGUGAAUCCAGGUUAUGCAGGACGUUCUGAACUUCCAGAUAAUCUGAAGGUUCUUUUCCGAACAGUAGCCAUGAUGGUUCCAAACUAUGCUCUGAUAGCAGAAAUUUUGCUCUAUUCAUAUGGAUUUGUGAAUGCUAAAUCACUGUCAGUGAAGAUAAUAAUGACCUACAGGCUUUGUUCAGAACAGCUUUCCUCUCAGUAUCACUAUGACUAUGGUAUGCGAGCAGUUAAAGCUGUGCUGGUGGCUGCUGGGAAUCUGAAAUUGAAAUUUCCCAUGGAAGAUGAAGAUAUAUUGAUUCUUAGAUCAAUUAAGGAUGUGAAUGAGUCAAAAUUUUUGUCGCAUGAUAUACCUCUGUUCAUGGGUAUAACUAGUGAUUUAUUUCCUGGAAUCAAACUUCCUGAUGCAGACUACAGUGAUUUUCUGGUAUGUGCCAGCGAAUGCUGUAUUCAACAUAAUGUCCAACCUGUAAAAGUUUUUACAGAGAAAAUGAUACAGACGUAUGAAAUGAUGAUUGUUAGACAUGGCUUAAUGCUGGUAGGGGAACCGUUUUCUGGGAAGACCAAAGUUCUACAUGUUUUGGCAGAUACUCUUUCUCUUAUGAAAAAGCGCGGUUAUGGUGAAGAAGAAAAAGUAAUUUUUAGGACUGUGAAUCCAAAAUCAAUCACUAUGGGUCAGCUUUUUGGGCAGUUUGAUAUGGUAUCCCGUGAGUGGGCAGAUGGUGUAGUUGCAAGUAUUUUCAGAGAAUUUGCAUUAUCUGAGACUCCUGAACACAGAUGGAUUAUCUUUGAUGGCCCAAUUGAUACUCUAUGAAUCGAAAGCAUGAACACAGUUCUGGAUGACAACAAAAAGCUCUGUUUGAUGAGUGGGGAAAUCAUCCAAAUGUCCCAACAGAUGAAUCUUGUUUUUGAAACAAUGGAUCUUUCCCAGGCAUCCCCUGCUACAGUCAGUCGUUGUGGCAUGAUUUAUUUGGAACCUUCUCAGCUGGGCUGGAGGCCAAUUGUUACCUCUUGGUUGAGUAAACUGCCUGAACCUCUUAGCUUAAAGGAACACCAGGAUCUUCUGCAGGGACUUUUUGAUUGGUUAAUACCAUCAGCAUUAAGACUCCAUCAGAAGCAGUGCAAG